Messenger RNA from Fusarium sp. VM40, 1269 nucleotides. The record is from the annotation of a GenBank genome assembly. Lineage: Eukaryota; Fungi; Ascomycota; Sordariomycetes; Hypocreales; Nectriaceae.
AUGACUCGACAAAAGAUUAUUAUUUGUGGCGCAGGCAUUGCCGGUAUCGCCGUCGCCUUCUGGCUAUCACAACACCAUGAUGUUACAAUCGUUGAGCGGCACCCCGACUUGAGGUCUACUGGCCUACAAGUUGACCUUCGCGGACACGGAAUUGAAGUUCUCAAGAGAAUGGGCCUUGAGGCUGCUUUCCGCGACGUAUCAAUCAAAGAGGAAGGAUUGGAGUUCGUCAAUAACAGUGGUAAAGUAGUCGCAUACUUUCCUGUAAACAAGUCCGGCCAGGGUCUCCAGAGCUUCACCACGGAUUAUGAGAUCAUGAGAGGUGACCUUAUCCGGCUGCUGUACGACAACGUCAAAGAUCGUGUGCAAGUAUUGUUUGGAACAACCGUCGACAGCUUCCAUCAGCUGGACCAUGGCGUUGAAGUCCACUUAUCAAAUGGUCAGAAAAAUCGCUACGACCUUCUCAUUGGCGCCGACGGGCAGUGGUCCCAUACUCGGAAGCAGAUGCUGGGACCUGGAGCUAAGGACCCUAUGCAUUUCCUCGGGAUCUAUGCUGGUUAUUUCACCAUCCCUCGCCACAUCAAGAACGGAGAGAAAUACAAUGCAACUGCUUACAUGGCUCCUGGCAAGCGACUCUUAUUUAGUCGAAGACACAAACCAGACCGCAUCCAGGGUUACAUGAUAGGCCAGCAUGAUUCCGAACGAGUCAUGGCUGCACGAUCAGGCGGCGUAGAGGAGGAAAAGUCUAUCCUCUCAGAGCUUUUCCGUUCCGCUGGUUGGCGCUCAGAGGAAUUUGUUACCGAAAUGCAAGAGUCUGAGGACUUUUAUUGUGAGCACGUGGGCGUUGUCAGGCUGGACCACUGGAGCGAGGGGGACGUCGUGCUUCUGGGAGAUGCCGCUUAUUGCCCAACAGCAACCACAGGAAUGGGAACAUCCUCCAGUCUCGUCGGCGCCUACGUCUUAGCUGGAGAGAUCCAGGAUUACCUCAGUCGCCUCAGUACCUCCAAGGAUGCACUUCCCAAAGCUCUAGCCAGUUAUGAGGAGCGGUUCCGCCCUUUCAUGGAUACCGUUCAGUAUGGUAUUGAGAAGGACAAAACGUACUGGCACAAGAUGCCAUCGGGCACAAUUCUCCUUGCGGUUUUCAACUUUUUCCUGGCCGUUGCAUCUUUCUUCAAACUGGAUGUGCUGGCCAGCAAUAUUCUGAAGGAAGAUACAGGUAGUUGGAAACUCCCUAACCAUAAGGGAAUGGAUCUUCGACAAGAGAAGAAGUAA